AUGGUGGAGUGCUCUCGUUUGUGGCAGGGGUCCAGUUGCUGUCUCAGUCAGUCGGCUGUCAUUCCCAAGUUUUCUGGGUCUAACUCCCCAACAUGGCAUCACUUCAGGUCUAACUCCCCAACAUGGCAUCACUUCAGGUCUAACUCCUCAACAUGGCAUCACUUCAGGUCUAACUCCUCAACAUGGCAUCACUUCAGGUCUAACUCCCCAACAUGGCAUCACUUCAGGUCUAACUCCCCAACAUGGCAUCACUUCAGGUCUAACUCCUCAACAUGGCAUCACUUCAGGUCUAACUCCUCAACAUGGCAUCACUUCAGGUCUAACUCCUCAACAUGGCAUCACUUCAGGUCUAACUCCUCAACAUGGCAUCACUUCAGGUCUAACUCCUCAACAUGGCAUCACUUCAGGUCUAACUCCUCAACAUGGCAUCACUUCAGGUCUAACUCCCCAACAUGGCAUCACUUCAGGUCUAACUCCUCAACAUGGCAUCACUUCAGGUCUAACUCCUCAACAUGGCAUCACUUCAGGUCUAACUCCUCAACAUGGCAUCACUUCAGGUCUAACUCCUCAACAUGGCAUCACUUCAGGUCUAACUCCUCAACAUGGCAUCACUUCAGGUCUAACUCCCCAACAUGGCAUCACUUCAGGUCUAACUCCCCAACAUGGCAUCACUUCAGGUCUAACUCCCCAACAUGGCAUCACUUCAGGUCUAACUCCUCAACAUGGCAUCACUUCAGGUCUAACUCCUCAACAUGGCAUCACUUCAGGUCUAACUCCUCAACAUGGCAUCACUUCAGGUCUAACUCCUCAACAUGGCAUCACUUCAGGUCUAACUCCCCAACAUGGCAUCACUUCAGGUCUAACUCCUCAACAUGGCAUCACUUCAGGACUAACUCCUCAACAUGGCAUCACUUCAGGUCUAACUCCUCAACAUGGCAUCACUUCAGGUCUAACUCCUCAACAUGGCAUCACUUCAGGUGUUAACAUUGCCAAAGCAAUACACAAUGUACAAAUAAUUAAAGGACACAAGAUAAAAUAA
This is a messenger RNA of Oncorhynchus keta (chum salmon), 1039 nucleotides long. RefSeq names its product histidine-rich glycoprotein-like. The record is from RefSeq and is a predicted model, not a curated record. The transcript has 4 exons. NCBI's taxonomy places the organism in Eukaryota, Metazoa, Chordata, Actinopteri, Salmoniformes, Salmonidae. Bases 1 to 984 code for a protein of 327 amino acids.